CUCUUACCCACUAAGCUACCUGCCGCCCUCUUCUUAUGAAGAUUGAAAGCAUGACAUUUACAUGACAAGGUUCAAGGAAGACAGCAAAAUGCCGUCAGACUAUGAUAAAGAUGCGUACCCGGAGCCUCCCCGCCAGACUCCCGUCGUGGACAAGCAGACGACCCUUCCCAACCCAGCCCUGAUUUUGACUAAACUCUUCUAUUAUUCCGUGGACCUCCCUGUCACCACAUUCAGAGAACUUGUGGAGGGUAUCCACUCAGGCAACAAGUACAACUACUACCAUCAGAAGUUCCGCCGUGUCCCCGAGCUGACCGAGUGCACAGAGGGAGACUACACCUGUUACUAUGAGGCUGAGAUGCAGUGGAGGAGAGAUCAUAAGGUGGACCAGGAGAUAGUGAAGGUGGUCCAGGAGCGUCUGAGGGCCUGCCAGCAGAGGGAGGGUACCAGCUACCACCAGAACUGUUCCAAGGAGCUGCAGCAGUUUGCCGACGUGGCCAAGGCCUACCAGUCACGCUAUGGGGAUCUGGGAGCCUACGCCAGCUCAAGGAAAUGUCUGAUGAAGCAGAAAGACAGGAUGAUGGCGGCCGAGGCGGAAGCUUAGACACUGCAACCCCUAAUCACUCUGUACCAAGUCUCAGUUUGGGGCGGCAGGUAGCUUAGUGGUUAAGAGCGUUGUGCCAGUAACCGAAAGGUCGCUGGUUCUAAUCCCCGAGCC
Coregonus clupeaformis (lake whitefish) is the source of this 715-nucleotide messenger RNA. Its product is annotated as NADH dehydrogenase [ubiquinone] 1 beta subcomplex subunit 10. Bases 62 to 601 code for a protein of 179 amino acids. Lineage: Eukaryota; Metazoa; Chordata; Actinopteri; Salmoniformes; Salmonidae. The transcript has 5 exons. The record is from RefSeq and is a predicted model, not a curated record.